Molecule: messenger RNA, 5949 nt
Organism: Gymnodraco acuticeps
Lineage: Eukaryota; Metazoa; Chordata; Actinopteri; Perciformes; Bathydraconidae
Product: potassium voltage-gated channel subfamily A member 2
Exons: 2
Coding region: 402-1886 (494 amino acids)
Biological process (GO): potassium ion transmembrane transport; protein homooligomerization
Cellular component (GO): juxtaparanode region of axon; dendrite; voltage-gated potassium channel complex
Molecular function (GO): delayed rectifier potassium channel activity; protein binding
Source: RefSeq, a predicted model, not a curated record
CACCAACACCUCCUCGAUCGCUUCCCUCCUCCCUUUUUUGCCAAUCGCCAUCCCACGACAGCCGGAGGAAAGGAGUCGGGGAGGGGAAAGCGAGGACACACCCGCACAUACUGUACCCGCUUUACACCGCGAGGAUGACAACAUGAGGUGGAUAUCAUCGACUGCCCCAAAUUGGAUUUUUUUUUAACCCGCUCUGAAGACGGAAGGGCUGUUUGUCGCAGCUGGCUAUUCACCUUCCUGGUACCGGAGUCCAGAUGACUGCAGUCGGAUCCUAGGUGACAUCCUGUGGCCGUCAGGUCUUUACGGUGUCGAGCCCCCUCCUUCUCCCGGCCCCUGCCUGCAGUUCUCCAGGCUGCAGGACCCAGACUCAUUGAAAGGUGCAGGCCUCCCCCCCCUGCAGAAUGACUGUUGCCACGGGCGACCCCUCUGACGAGGCGGCUGCUCACCCGGGGCUGGACUACGACCCGGAGGCCGACCAUGAGUGCUGUGAGAGGGUGGUCAUCAACAUCUCAGGGCUUCGCUUUGAGACUCAACUCAAAACCCUCUCCCAGUUUCCAGAGACCCUGCUGGGGGACCCCAAAAAGAGGAUGCGCUACUUUGACCCGCUGAGGAACGAGUACUUUUUCGACAGGAACAGAACCAGCUUUGACGCCAUAUUGUAUUAUUACCAAUCAGGGGGCCGGCUAAGAAGGCCGGUCAACGUCACCCUUGAUAUUUUCUCAGAGGAGAUCCGCUUCUAUGAGCUUGGCGACGAGGCCAUCGAGAUAUUCAGAGAAGACGAGGGUUUCGUCAAGGAGGAGGAGCGGCCUCUUCCUGAAAAUGAAUUUCAGAGACAGGUGUGGCUGCUGUUCGAGUACCCAGAGAGCUCAGGUCCUGCUAGGAUUAUUGCCAUAAUUUCUGUCAUGGUCAUCCUGAUAUCUAUCGUCAGUUUCUGCUUGGAGACUCUCCCCAUUCUGCGAAACGAUGACGACGACAGGUCUCCAACGAAAAUAUAUUACCCUGAGACCAACACCACAGUCAUCAGCUAUACAUCCACCUACUUCACUGACCCCUUCUUCAUCCUGGAGACUCUCUGCAUUAUAUGGUUCUCCUUUGAGUUUCUAGUGCGCUUCUUUGCCUGCCCCAGCAAAGCAGGCUUUUUUGGUAAUAUGAUGAACACAAUUGAUGUUGUUGCUAUCAUCCCUUACUUCAUCACUCUUGGCACAGAGCUAGCAGAAAAGCCAGAUGACGGUCAAGCGGGUCAACAAGCCAUGUCUUUAGCCAUUCUCAGGGUCAUCCGCUUAGUACGAGUGUUCAGGAUUUUCAAGCUGUCACGUCACUCCAAGGGGCUUCAGAUUUUGGGUCAGACGCUGAAAGCCAGCAUGAGAGAACUCGGCCUGCUCAUUUUCUUCCUCUUCAUAGGUGUCAUCCUUUUCUCAAGCGCCGUCUACUUUGCCGAAGCAGAUGAGCCCGAGUCACAGUUCGAAAGCAUCCCAGAUGCGUUUUGGUGGGCGGUGGUGUCCAUGACAACAGUUGGCUACGGUGAUAUGGUCCCAACUACCAUCGGUGGCAAGAUCGUGGGCUCCCUCUGUGCCAUUGCAGGUGUGCUGACCAUUGCCUUGCCCGUGCCUGUCAUCGUGUCCAACUUCAACUACUUCUAUCACCGUGAGACUGAAGGCGAAGAGCAGGCGCAGUACUUGCAGGUCAACGUGGCCAAAACCGAUUCAGCCGAAGAGCUGAAGAAGAGCCGCAGCGGCUCCACCAUCAGUAAAUCGGACUAUAUGGAGAUUCAGGAGGCAGUGAACAACAGCCGGGAGGACAUUCAGGAGGAGAACCUCAAGACGGCCAACUGCACGCUGGCAAACACAAACUAUGUAAACAUUACAAAAAUGCUCACAGACGUGUAGUCGUCGGCUAUCUUCCUCCCCGUCAUGGCGGGAAAUGUGGAGCCGGCAAUUAGACAGGACUGGUGUACAGCCUCCCACCUCACGUGUGCUGGAAAAAACAAGGCAAUAUAAUUCAGGAUGCUGAUGAUGAUAAACAGUGAAAAAAAUAUAUAACUAAGACCAUCCGCUCACUCUUCGCUCAUCCUGUCUUCACCCCUCACAACUCGCCCUUAAUAACUCCUGAUAACUGUCAAACAGAGUGAAAUUUAAAAUGUUGCAUAUCUGCAUGGAGUUGGCUUUGUUUUGUGUGUGUGGCUGUUUUGAAAAAAAAUGACAAUGCCUAAACUAAAAUUGUUCCUGCUCACAACAGUAGCCAACAGUAGUGCACCAAAAGAAAAGAACAAGGGAGAAACACGGCAAGAAAAAAAACAAGUAUUGCUUCCAAAAGAAUAAAAAGCAACACAAGUCCUGCUUUAGUCCCCCAUCCCUCAUUUCCCAAGCCACGCUGCUCUGCCAUGCGCUUUCUGAAGAGCCCUACUCGCGCUACAUAUGCUGCUUCUUGGAGCCAAUGAAAAAACUGUCUUAUGAUUCACCAUUUAGGAACAAGAGGAUGUGUGAGCAUAAAGCAAGCUCACCCCACUACUGGAUGGCCUGUGGGUGACUUAUGAGGAGGUUGGUGUUUAAGUACACCACGUUAUUUCAAGGAUGAAUGACAGCCAUCAGCACUUAGCUCAUGGUUCGACACCUUUUUUUCCCAGCAGACAUCAGUAUCUGAUGAAUGGCUGAGAAUGGCCUUGCCUUUUCACUGCUUUGGUCUUACAUGUACUGUAUGUAUUGCAAUGCAAGCUUCCCCCCCCCCUUCCAUUCACCCAAAACUGGUCUUACUGCAGAGCUUUGAGGACAACUUGAAUGUUUCUUCUUGUUUUGUUCAUUUUUCACAGUUUCACACACAGAAACACGCACAUACUUAUUCAAAUAAGGUAGGUUAACUGUGACUUAACUGAUAGCCGGUAGGUAGGUGCUGUUACUAGUAAAACAUAGUCAGUAGAUAAUUGCAUGACAUUUUUAUCUGAAAGAGAAUUACCACUUGUUUCUUGACUGCCACUUGCUUCAUCACACCACUGUAUAUUUGUGUGUACACUGCCUUCUAUAAAGAGUCACAAUUUUAAAAGGACGCCUGCGGGUCAAGAACCUAUAGCUGUACGUUAGAGGAUUUCUUAAGGAAUACCCAUAAGGUCAAAUCCUGCUCUUAAUGUGGUGUCCUUGUCGAUAUUUACAUUCCAUGUAGAAGUCAUCGCUUUAAACUAUUGCCAGAAAAACCGCUGAGCUGUGAUUUCAGGCGUGAACUCACACUCUAGUUUUGGACAUGGAUCCCAGUCGCAGAUGUGAUAGACUCGUAGUGCUGUCUUUUUCACAGUUUUGUCACAGGAUCACGUUGUCAUGAUCGAAAUAGCAACUUUUAGGAUUCUUGUAUAGAGUAAUGCUUCCCCCCCGAACUGCCUUUUUAUCUGGGUUUACGCUAAUCUCCUAAUGUUGCAUGACCUCAAAAACAUUCCUAGAAGCAUGCAUUUAAGAUCAUAGAAGAAACAAAACAAAAAAUAUAAUAAUUACAAUAGAUGUAUUUAUUUCAUAUAUAUAUAGAUAUAUGAGUAAAAUAUGUAUACAGACAGGACACAUACUAUACAGGACACAUAUACUAUUAUCAGAGAAUAAAAAAACUUUAAAUAGCAAUGUUUAAGAGAAAGCAAGAGCCUUUCCACAAUGCGCAAAUCAUUGCCAUGUUUUUAAUAAAAAAAACAAUUUUGAAUGACAAUAAUGGUUGUUCUGAGCACAGUGUCAGUUUCAGAUCCAAAGACACACUCUUACUAGCCAUUUUAAAAGCAUCAUUUUCGCUUUCAGCAAACCAGACACAAAAAAUGUUGCUUCACUUAAUAUAAAAAAGGCUUUCUGUAUUAAAGACAUCGCGUUGUUCAAAACUGUAUCAUCCCUAGGCAAGAGUCUUGUAUCAGAAAGAUUUACAUUGGUGAUCAUUUGCUCAGAAUUGAAAUGGAGUCUGGCUGUCCUUUUUAGAAGUCUCUGGUGCCAGAAGCUCAAUCUGUCUGUAAAUGUUGGCAUCGAAUGUGGAGUUGCUUCUAGGAUUGAGUCCAGCUGAGAUUCAUUCACUGUUCGCUCAACACUGCCAAGGUAUCAGUUAAAGGCAGUAAUGUCAAUAUGGGAAGGAUAAUUAGCAGCGUUGUGUAGCAGAUAUUGGCUAACCUGGGGGUACUCUGACUUCACUCCUGAGUCGCUUGCUUCAUCUUCUCACAGAUGUCUUAGGUAAUUAGAAAGGUGAUGGAUUAGGAGAAGCUGUGUAGCAAGACAUGUCUACAUGCAUUCUGUCAUGCCAGGAUGUACAUCUUUAUUCUUAGGGUUUCAUUCUGCUCACUACAGUCUUUAACCUGCAGUAGCAAAAAUGUUUUUACACCAUCGCUGCCAAUAUGUGCUCAGGAUGCCUCGUCCAACUGCCUGACAUGAGGCUUCUGAAGCCCAGAUCUGUGUCUGAUUUCAUGUCUCUUUAAAGAGACUUUCAGUAAAUAAAAUAGAAUAGCAUAAAAGGUGGAUUGAAGUCUGUAACCGAAGGUAGGACCAGAUUUUGUUUAGCAAUAUUCCCAUAUUCAUUUGGUGGAGAGGUCUUUGUGGACAUCAUGUUUUAAAAAAACGUAAUGGACCUUCACAGUCCCACCAAGAUCCUGUUUAUCAGUUGAGUAUUUUUGGAGGUGUGUUGAUGAACGGCUAUGUAGGAGUUUUCUGUGAGUGGUGUGUGUGUGUGUGUGUGUGUGUGUGUGUGUGUGUGUGUGUGUGUGUGUGUGUGUGUGUGUGUGUGUGUGUGUGUGUGUGUGUGUGUGUGUGUGUGUGUGUGUGUGUGUGUGUGUGUGUGUGUGUGUAAGGAAGAGAGAACGACAAAGAGAACCACUGAAUGUUAGUGUCUUUGCCUGGUUGUACAGCUGCAUUUAUGCAACAGACAUUUACAUCUGUAUAUGUGAAGAAAAAAAACACUCACAUUCUGACCAAAAAUAUGUGUCUCUGCAUGCAAAUGCAUUGUAUCUCAUUGUCGUCAUUUCAUUUGUUUUGAACAUAUGUAUAUGAUAAAUGUUACACAUGCAACAUUUAUCUGUUAUGUUUGAAAUUGGGCACCUCACUGUACCUCAGCCAAAUUCACUGUAGCCACACCCAUACACUACACAAUCUAACAACAACAGUUAGUUCUGCUUAAAGCACAAAGACAUGUAGAAUCAUACACCUGCAGAUUUAAUCUGUAAAUGUUUUUAUUCAGUGGGAACAAAGUCAACUACAAUGAUGUAUUGCUUUAUGAGGAGCAAUACACCCUAAAAAAAAGUCAUCUCUCACCUGCUGAGGGUCUCACCAGCAAAUCCGCUCCAUGAGAAGGGUGCCCAACAGUGACUACACUGAGAAAUCUAUGCAGAAGAUGAUUAUAAGCUGGUAAUUGAGAAGGUUUAAGAACAUCAUGUUUUACUCCGGCACCAAUUACAUGUUGAUCCUGAGAGCUGACAGUGCUUUUGAAACGAGCCCCUCAAGCAGAAGAGACACACUUUGCAAUAUUCUGCUGAUGUACACACACUCACACGUUGGAUGAAUGUGAAUGAGAGCUUUUGUUUGUUUUAAAUGCGAUGUCAGCUCUUUGAGACAAAAAAGAUAUUCAUACAUAUGGGAAGCAGGACGAUCAAUAUGCAAUCUGUAUGCAUGUGUGUGUUUGAGGUUAAACGUUUUCUUUUCGUUUGACCCCCAGAGCCUGAUAGUGUGGCAUCCACUGACACAAUAUGUACAGUUCUCCACCCCCCCACAUCAUAGAGGCCUGAAAACAUCCAUCAACGUUGGUACAGUGGAUAAUGGAUUUUCUUUCUAUGAAAUGAAAUGUGAGAGAAUAAUGUAAAUAAUAACUAAUGGAUGAAGGAGCAAAAACCAUGUACAAUAUACUGUAUGUGAAGUCUGGAUUUAAAAUGUAGUAUUAUCUGCACUUUACAAGACAAAAAGGACAAUCUAAGGACAAGAAAAACAUGUGAAAUAAAAAAUGCAUAUAAUCCUU